AUGUUUGUUCGUGCCAGUUCAGUAGAUGAAGGGCUAUAUCGGAAAGUACUUCUGAGAGUCAGUGAGCUAGAUUCACCUGUAGUUCAACCAAUGGUCCAGGCAAAAAGAAGAAAGCUUGAACAAGAAAUGUCUACUCCAGCGCGGGAAACUGAGCAUAUUCCUCGCUCACUUGAGAGCAGCUUUGCGAAUGCCGCAAAUCCCGAGAGAUCCCCACUCGACUACGUAAAAGCAGAAUUGGUCGAAAACGUGCAGUUAAAAAAAGUUUUAUUAUCGAGUGCGAAAGAGGAGUUGGUCAAGGCAACCGCCCAAAAUGAAGCGCUCACUCCUCUCUCAGCCAUACGAUCAAGGAUCUGUGGAAAUUGU
This is a messenger RNA of Porites lobata, 363 nucleotides long. Lineage: Eukaryota; Metazoa; Cnidaria; Anthozoa; Scleractinia; Poritidae. The record is from the annotation of a GenBank genome assembly.